AUGACUCCUUCUCCAUUGAAUCUCAAUCGUACGGCCAAUUCUUCAGUAUACACUUUAGCUACGGUCAACGAACGCCAUGAUGAGGAGAACUCUCCCCAUGCUCCACUUCUCACUCCCUCAACACCUUCGUAUGGUUCCACUAUGCCUCGGUCGCCUGGGACAUCCAGAUCAUCGCGGAAGCUUAUUCUGAAUGCAACGUUGAAGAUGGCUGCUAUAUUUGUGGUCAGUACGGCAAUUUUGGGAAUCACACUGUGGCUUGCACUGCCAACUCUGGAAGAGAAGGACAGACCUAUGUUGCGCAUACCAAAAUCCUUCGAACAACUUCAGGAUCUCAAUGGCCUUUUGAAAAAAUACCGGGACAUCUAUCCCUACAGAAUAGUGAUAUGUUAUAUCACCGUUUACUUAUUCUUGCAAGCUUUUUCCCUUCCCGGUUCCAUGUAUCUUUCAAUACUUGGUGGCGCAGUGUGGGGUGUAGCGCGCGCACUUCCUCUAGCAUGCUGCUGUGUCGCUUCAGGAGCAACCCUUUGCUACCUUAUAUCAUCCGCCCUGGGGCCUGCGCUCCUUACCAUUCCCCGUAUCAAGAAACAUCUAGAAAGCACGGCCGCCAGGGUCCAGCGGAAUAAAGAGAACCUAAUCUCCUUUCUCAUCGUGUUGCGCAUUGCUCCUCUUCCUCCUCAUUGGGUCGUGAACGUCGUCGCUCCACACGUAGGAAUAUCCAUACCAACGUUCUGGAUCAGUACCGCUCUAGGAAUCUUUGGUGUCUCUGUCAUCCAUACGACUAUCGGAGGUGGUCUUGAUGAGAUGACUAGUGCCGAUGAUUUUCAUCUAAUUAGUUGGAAGAAUUUCCUUGGUCUUUCUGCCAUCGUAUUAGGGGUGAUGAUUCCAGUUGGACUGAGAUAUUGGUUCAAACGUGGAGGAGUUACUGCAGAUAUAGAGGAACAGGACGAGGAUACUCCAAGUUCAGCCAUGACGCCUACGCCGCGAAGCGCUGCUAAUGGAGCAGUAUUCCUCUAUGAUGAGGAAGAAGAGGAAGAAGAAGACCAGAUUCUUGCUGCGGGAGCCACCCGUCUGGCCAACAAGUCGAAGGACGCUGAUUCCCGCACCCAACUUUUGGCUUCCGAAGACGACAUUGACGAAGACGAUUACACAUCUGAAGACGACGACGGCGAUAUCAUUUUGGAAGCUGGGCCCUCUCUGAACGACUCAGAGUCAAAGUUACCCAAACUUGUGGAUCCCUAG
Molecule: messenger RNA, 1239 nt
Organism: Lentinula edodes (shiitake mushroom)
Lineage: Eukaryota; Fungi; Basidiomycota; Agaricomycetes; Agaricales; Omphalotaceae
Exons: 3
Coding region: 1-1239 (412 amino acids)
Cellular component (GO): endoplasmic reticulum membrane
Source: RefSeq, a predicted model, not a curated record